AUGAGCAGUUGGCCUCACUGGUUUAAAGUAGCAACUGAUUUGUGUCUUCACUCCAUGGUUCCCAUGGCGUUGUUGACAGAAUUUCAAUAUACAAUCAAAAUUCUUCAAGCUAGUCACCCAGCUGCCUUGGGGAGAUCAGCACUUGAGACAUUUCCCGAACUAGCUCUUGCAGGAGAGGGCCGAAUUGUACCAGAUGUCUGUACACGUAUUACACGAGCGGGUUAUUUAGAGGAUGUAUACUCUACGGUGUCUCUUAGUCCAAUAUUCACAGAGUACGGUAAAGUAGCAGGAUUGAUCAGUAUCAAUCCAGAGUCAACAAGCAUGACGUCAGUUGAAAGAACAUGUCACAUCAUUACUAAAAUUCUCAAAAAUAAUGCCGAUAUACCAUAUGCUAUAUUUUAUGUUGUGGAGAAACAAGAACGCGGAACUGAUGGAAGUGAAGAAUAUAUGUAUAUAAAUGGACAAUCCAAUACACCUGAUAACGGUGGUGACAAUGUAAUUAUACGAUUACCAGAUGAUUCACUGGCUGUUCUAUGCCCGGUGACUUCAAUAUCUAAUGGGAAAGACGUGUUAACAGCCGUAAUGAUAUGUGGCAUCGAUAAACACCGAGCCUUCGAUAAAGAGUACAAAGAAUUUCUCCAGCUCGAUCGCGGGAAGAAGAACGAAGGCAAAAAAACAUGUUGGCCGAAUUGGACAGGCAAAAGAUUGACUUUUUCCAAAACGUCAGUCGCGAAUUACGAAGGUCCGUUGACUCUUAUGCUUUCACCUUUGGAAGAAGCAAUGGAGUUAUGCCCUAGGAACUCUCCAAUAUUAGAUCAUCUCAAAUUAAUCCGGACUAAUAACCGAAGAUUACUCAAUUUAAUAAACAGCUUGUUUCAGUUCGCCCACAUAGAGACAAGCCGACUGCGCGCAUGGUUUUGCGAGACGAAUAUUGCAAAGUUAACAAUAGAAUUGACAGCCAGUUUCGAAAGUAUGGCGAAAACGCUUGGUCUAGAUUAUAAGCUCUUUGUCCCUAGCGAUGAAGAACUUUUCCGUCAAAUUGAGAAAAAAAGGGAGAGACAAGGUGUGGUUCUUGAAGUGUCUGACACAGGUGUUGGCAUACCGGAAGAACAUCUUCCAAAUAUUUUCCAAUGCUUUUACCGCGUCGAAUCACAGCCAUCACACGGCAACGAAGGUACUGGAAUCGGUCUGGCUCUCGUGGAAGAACUCGUCGAGCAACAUGAUGGAGAAAUCUACGUCACGUCUCAAGUGCAUGUUGGCACUACUUUCCGUAUUUGGAUUCCCGCCGGAUUUGACCAUCUUCCUCAGCAACAAGUUUACUUUGGAAGCAAAAAGGAUGUAUGCGAAUACGGUCCAGAAUAUGAAAACCAAAUUCAUUCGGAUACAAGCUUGUACUUGCGUAAGCGUAUUCAGAAAGCACACAAGGAGGAGGAGGAGUCUAAUCCAAAGCCUGAUGAAAGUGAUCAAAUUGGCUCGACGCAUACCGAUAGUGGCAGUUUAUCUUUUACAUCUUCACCAAGAUUAGAUGGGCAGUCGGCCUUGCGUAUGGAUAUCGAAUUUAACGCUACAAGAAAAUAUAUUUUGGUAGUCGAUGAUAAUGCAGGCAUGAGAAGCUAUUUGAGCACUUUGAUUCAGAAGCAGUUUGAUUGCGUUUCCGCUGCUGAUGGUUGUGGAGCUCUUAAAAUUGUAAAGAAUUCACAACGGUUGCCUGACCUGAUUCUGAGUGAUCUUAUGAUGCCUAACAUGGAUGGCUUUGAAUUGCUCAAAGCAUUACGUAGCAAUCCAGCAACACAGACGAUUCCUGUGAUCCUAUUAUCGGCGCGAACAGGAGAAGCCAGAUUGGAAAAGGGUGCGGAUGAUUAUAUCGUCAAGCCAUUCAACGCUCGUGAACUUAUGGCUCGUAUUCAUGUGACUCUCAAACUCUCUCACGUCCGUCGCCGAUUGAUUGCAGAACAACAGCAUGAAGUUGAAAUUAAGCAGUUACUGUUUGCAAUCAGCAACAAAAUUCGUUCUGGUUUUGGAAUACAAGAAACGUUUGAUUUUGAUGGAUUGCGCGAUGCCUGCUCGGGUACCUGUAUCCAAAACGCCUCUAAAAUUAAGCCUGUAAUGUCGGGUUUUGAAGCAACGCGAGCGAUUAGAUCGUUAAAUCCGGGGCUUCAGACGCUUCCAAUCGUUGCAUUGACUGCAUCCGCAAUAGCAGAGACGCGCGAACAAUGUCUAGAGGCCGGUAUGAAUGACUAUCUGACCAAACCGAUCAAAAUAAAACAGCUGAAGGAGAAGCUGAAGGAGUGGUUGGGCGACGAUUAA
Molecule: messenger RNA, 2307 nt
Organism: Paraglomus occultum
Lineage: Eukaryota; Fungi; Glomeromycota; Glomeromycetes; Paraglomerales; Paraglomeraceae
Source: the annotation of a GenBank genome assembly